AGUGUUGCAGGUGCUCUGUCUCAGCGAGAGAGGAUGCGAAAGGAGUGCAGGGGAGGGAUAGAGAGAAGGAAAGCGCCGGUGAAAAAGUCAGCAGUAUGGUGCAGGGCAUGAUUAAAAUGAUAUCAACAGCAGCAGAUAGCGCGUUUAUUGACCUGGGGGCUCCGCAAUGAAAGGUUUAUUGCAAGGGACACUUUGAGAUAUGAUGAGGUUUCUUUCUGGUUGGUAAUAGUACUAUGAUUUGGUAUGUGGCCACUUUGAUAGCAAGUGUAUUCAGCACCCGAGGAACGGCAGCUCAAGGUGCCCACGGCGUGCGAGAGGAGCCCCAGUUUGUGACAACGCGCGCUGGAGAGAACGUCAUCCUGGGAUGCGACGUGGCCCACCCCCUGAACGGCCAGCCCUAUGUGGUGGAAUGGUUCAAGUUCGGAGUGCCCAUCCCCUUCUUCAUCAACUUCCGCUUCCACCCGCCUCAUGUGGACCCGGAGUACGCCGGCCGAGCCAGUCUGCACGGCAAAUCUUCUCUGCGGAUUGAGAWUGUGCGCUCAGACGACCAGGGCUGGUAUGAGUGUAAGGUCCUGAUGUUGGAGCAGCAGUACAACACCUUUCACAACGGCAGCUGGGUGCACCUCACAGUAAAUGCUCCCCCCAAUUUCACGGACACGCCGCCACUGUACGUUGAGGCCAAGGAAGGCGGCAGCAUCACCCUGAGCUGCGUUGCUUCCGGCAACCCCAAGCCCUCCAUCAACUGGCUCCGGGAGGGCGAGCCCGUGGAGGACAGCAUCAAGUACAAGGUGUCUGAUGGGAGUCUGACGGUGCUGUUGGUCAGGCGCGAGGACAGAGGGGCGUACACCUGCCGAGCCUACAGCAUCCAGGGGGAGGUUGUCCACACCACACGCCUGCUUGUCCAAGGGCCACCGUUCAUCGUGUCCCCUCCCCAGAACCUGACGGUGAACAUAUCCCAGGCCGCCAAGCUGGACUGCCUGGCCGAGGCCUACCCUGGCAACCUCACCUACACCUGGUUCUGGGAGGACGACAACGUCUUUUUCAAGAAUGGCCUGAGGGACAGGGUCAGUAUUCUGGUGGACGGCUCGCUCAUCAUUGGCAGUGUGAAGCCAGAGGAUGCUGGGAGAUUCACCUGCAGCCCCAGCAACAGCCUGGGCCGGCCCCCAUCCGCCUCGGCCCAGCUCACAGUGCAAUACCCUGCCCGUGUCAAAGACAUGCCACCUGCCAUCUACGUGGCCAUCGGCCUGCCAGGYUUCAUCCGCUGCCCGGUGGACGCCAACCCACCCGCCACGCUGGUCAAGUGGACCAAAGAUGGCAACCCUCUCCGGAUAGAGAAGUACCCUGGUUGGAGCCAAAUGGAGGACGGGAGCAUCCGCGUGACUGAAGUGACGGAUGACUCUCUGGGCACCUACACCUGCAUGCCUUACAACGCCCUGGGCUCUGAGGGUUGGUCCGAUCCCACUCCCCUGGUGCUAAAGGAUCCCCCCAAGUUCUCGAUUGUUCCCGGAGGGGAGUACAGGCAGGAGGCUGGGAGAGAACUGGUCAUCCCCUGUGCGGCUGAGGGAGAAUUUCCCUAUCCCAACAUCACAUGGAGGAAGGUAUGGAAGCCCAGCAAAAGCAAGCACAAUGUCCUCCCUCAGCAGCUUACAGUCAAGUCCCUAAGCAAGGAGGACCACGGGGAGUGGGAGUGUGUGCCCACCAACGUCGCCACGAGCAUCACUGCCAGCACACACCUCCUAGUUAUUGGCACAAGCCCCCACGCCCCGGCCGACAUCCAUGCGGCGGUCUCCACCACCUGGGCCAACGUGUCAUGGGAGGCUGGCUACGACGGCGGCUUUGAGCAGACAUUAUCAGUCUGGGUGAAGAGGGAGCAGCUGGGCCCACAUGAUUGGCUGUCUAUAGCCGUGCCUUCUGGCCAGACAUGGCUGGUAGUGCCCGGCCUGGAGCCCCAGACGGCCUACCAGUUCAGUGUCCUUGCGCAUAACAAGCUGGGCACGGGCCCCUUCAGCGAGGUCGUUACUGUGAACACACUAGUUUUUCCUAUAAGUACCCCUGAACCACUGGUGCUGCUUACCCCACCACGAUGCCUCAUAGCCAAUCGAACGCAGCAGGGCGUCUUGCUCAUGUGGAUCCCGCCAGCCAACCACACGGCUCCGAUCGAGCGCUACGUCAUGGAGUUCCGCCUAGGGGAGAGGUGGGAUGUCCUGGAUGAUGCCAUCCCCGCUGGAGAGACAGAGCUGCUAGCCAGAGAUCUCAUUCAGGAGGCGUGGUAUGAGUUCCGGGUCAUAGCAGUCAUGGAGGAACUGGUCAGCGAGCCCAGUAACACAGUAGGAGUGUCCAGUACAGACUUCUUCCCACCCCCGGAAAUGGUGGAUGAGGGGGGGCUGGCGCGGCCGGUGGUGGCUGGCAUCGUGGCUACCAUCUGUUUCCUGGCAGCUGCUGUCCUCUUUAGCACACUGGCAGCCUGCUUCGUCAACAAGCAGCGCCGACGAAAGCUCAAGAGGAGGAGAGACCCCCCUCUCUCAAUAACACACUGCAGAAAAAGUGUGGAAACUCCGUUCUCCUCUGGUAAGGUGAGUCCGGAGAGCAUGCGUUCCAUGGGACAACCAUCAGAGUGUUCUGAGGACGGGCAUGGCAUGAGCAUGAAGAAGAUCCCCCCGAGUCCUGCGAAGAAGGAAGAACUCUCCCUGUACAAGAAAACCAAGCGAGCAAUAACGAGCAAAAAGUACAGCGUCUCCAAGUAUGAAAUGGAGGCAACCACGCCCAUCGAGCUGAUCAGCCGAGGCCCUGACGGACGCUUCGUCAUGGACCCCAGCGACAUGGAGAUGAUUUCCGUCAAUCCCCGGCGAAUUGAGGGCUUUCCCUUCGUCGAAGAGUCAGACCGCUAUCCCGAAUUCCGCCAGUCGGAUGAGGAGAACGAUGAUCCCGGGCCCAUACCCCCCGUCAUGGCAACCCUUCGACCUCACCAAAUCUCCCCCAUCUCCAGCCAGGAGUCUUACCUGCAGCCACCAGCCUACAGCCCCCGCUUUCAGAGGCCCAUGGAAGGUAUGACCAUCAUGGAGAGCAGUCGGCUCGAGGCCACGGGGCAGAUCCAAGGCUCCCUGCACCACAGAGCCUUCCCCCACAGCCACGGUCACUUCUACGGGUACCUUGGCAGCCCUGGGGAACCCGACCCUCCACCCCCUUUCUACAUGGUAGACACCAGCCCUCUGAGCUCUGUCAUGUCGUCACCACCUUACCAUCCCGAAGGGCCCUUUGGUCACCACCGCAUCCCUGAGGAGAUGGGGGAAGGAGAUAUUCAUCACUAUGCCGUCUCAAGCUUCCCCCUUCCCCUGACGCUUACCUCUUCCUCUCGCUCCCCGGAGAUCUGGCACAGACCCGAUUUCCCCUUUGCAAGUCUGGAAAGGCCCCACUUCAUUUUCCCACCCCACCACCCUUUGCAUCUCCACCGGGAACCUUUCUUUCCUCCUCCCCAUGUUCUUCCCCUUGGUGCUCUCCAGCCAUCCUCUCUCCAGGUGCCCUCCUACCCCGGUGUUCUGCAGCUGGAGGCCCCAAAGAGCUGUCCAGGCAAGUCUCCCAGCAAGGUCAAGCCUCAGGGCCUUCCAGUCAAGCGUUUAGCUAUGCAAGAGGCACAGAGUCUAGGGAAGUUAAGACACAAAAGCCACGGUAUGGGUGUGCCAGUUUUGCCUUACCCCGACCCAACAGUCCUCAUGGGCAGCCCUAGCACAUUCAGUAGCCUGGACACCCGGUGGUUCGAGCCCACCCCCCGGCUCAGCCCCAGGCAGGCUCGUAGGAUGGAGCCUAGCAUGAUCGUCCUCCAACCUUCCCGCCUCUCGCCCCUCACCCAGAGUCCACUUAGUUCCCACGAGGGCUCCCCAGAGAUUCUAGUGCGACCGCGUCCCCGUCCCAGCUUCGUCCAGCCCUCCAUACCUCCAGAGAUGUCCGAGAUCACCCUGCUUCCACCCUCUUCAGCCAGCUUCUCCCGGAGGUCGUCUCCCUCUUCCUCUCCCGCUCAUGGUCAGGUUAGCAAGAGGGCAAGUCCCAGCUUCCGCUCCCACAUGGCCUUUGCCACCUCCGCCACAAGCUACCCGUCCCAGUCCCCGUCACCCCCCAUGGAAAGCAGCAACAUGUUUGGGCAGAUCCCAAGUGAUCCCAUUGGGCAGAUACCAUCCCAGAGGAGAACUGAGGAGGAGGUCCUUCCGUCCGAGCCCUCUCCACCCCAGUUGUCAGCUUCAGGAAAUCGUCGAGGUGAGCCGGGUGCCCCUGCGGGGUCUGAGAGGUUUGAUGCAUUGAGAUACCAACGUAUUAAAAAGGCCAAGAAGAUGAUGGUGGUCAACAACAACAACUCCAAGUCCAGAAGAAAAACAGGUGUCUCCACCUUUCAGACCCAGCAGGACUACACCUCUCAGGUACUCCAGCCCGAAGAAGCUCUCUACCUCCGCAAGAAGAAGAAACGGCCAGUCAGACAGGACCCGUAUGCCCGCUUCUCCGCUCUGCUGUACCGCCGCCCGCCCCGGGAGGACCGGAAGGCCAUUUUGGCCAGCAUGGAUAACAUGGACCCAGACCAUGCCACUCUCCUCUGACACUGUGGGGGAGUCAGGUUACACUCUUCCCCCAAAAUGCCACAAAACCCCACCUGGAAAAUGACCUCUCAGCGUUGCUCAUUCCCCAGCAUCAAUCAAUGGUUUUAAGUUCCUUUUUUAAGAGAAGUUGAAAGUAAAACAGUGGCYAUCCAAUGUUUCCAAAGUUUUACUCCAGUGCAAAAUAUUUAAUUUGAGGGAAGUAAUACUGUGUGCUACAACAUAGAUUACUUUGAAACAAUUGUUCUAACCAUUUGGGAAAGGACCCGUCUGAGGUUUUCAUUUUCUAUCUCAUCUUUAUACUUCAGUACAGGCGUAGCCCAUUGUAAAAACGGCAUAUGAAGCCUAGUUAGGUCUCAGUUUACAGCACCCGAGUAUCCUCACCUGCCUCACUCUGCUAGCCCUCUAUCACCUCCCAGAGACUCUCCCAUCCACACAGGGUUCUCACUCACAUCCUACAAAAUAUACCUCAUAGCACAGGACAUGGCACCACAACGAGGCUCAGCUAGCUGAACACAACUGUAUUGGCGUGUAUGUUUUUUAUGAUCUUAUAUCUUAUUUAAGCAGGGUUUUGUUGAAAUUUGACACCAUUUUAAUAACUCUAAAUGUGAAAAUCCAAUUGGUAACAAUAUAUACCAACAUUUGAUUAGGUCGAUGUAGGUCUACUAUAAGUCGUAGAAUGAUAUCAUGCAGAUCAAAAAUCUAUCCCUGGGCUCUGGUCUUUUGACACACCAUAACUGAAGUGUUCAUAAUGGCUAUUAGGGAAAUGGAGCAUGUUAUGCUUUACAUAUUUGAUAUGUUGUGGACAUACAGUAUACAUCAUCAAGUAUUCUCUUGGAAUCAUUUAGAAGGUGAUUGUACAGUUAUUCUGUAUAAACAUUCAUUCAAUUUUAUUCUCCCUUAAACCCAUAAAGGAAUGGUGAGUAUUUCCCCUUAUGGGGAAGAUCUGUCAUAAAGUAAGCACAAAAGCUCAUAGAUCUAUUUUGAAUAGGGCGAGGGGAAGGGAUUAAAUUGGGAUUAUGCUCCAUUUGAACAGAACAGGUACUACACUCUAGGCUACUGUACAUCUCUCAAGGCAUACAACCUCACACACUCUACACAACACAGUUACUAUUCAGGUUGGACUUUGGGGGUGUCAUCGUCUGGGAAAGGAGUUUGCACUGGAGCAAAAUUUUGUCUUUUGCCAUUUUGCUAAAUAAUGUUUGUUUUUGUCUUUAUUUGAUGCCAUCUUCACUUGUACUAUUACACUUACUGUAGCGUUGUGAAUAGUUCCGAGGGCUCCAUAUCCUAUUUAAAAAAGUACUAUAGUAAUGCCAAAAAUACUACAACUUCCUUAAUCAAUAAAAACAUCACGUGUACUGUAAUGAGAGGAGGAUAGGAUUUUGUGCCAUAGUAUACUAUAGUAUUUUUUCAUUCAUAUGGGCCUGAUUCGAUGAACAAGAGGCUUAUGAUGGCCUUUAUAUGGCUUCUUCUGGUUGCCCCCUUCAGUUUUGUUUCUUUUUUGGGGGUCUUUUUUUGUCAUUUUGUUCUCAAUUGUUUAUGAAAGUAACUGCGGCAUCUUUUUCUCUUCAUGUGCUUGGAAUUCCACAUGGCUGUGAUGAGGAGAAUGUCUCGACACUUGUCUAUUCUCCUUCGGAAAGGUCAAUGGAGGAGCUUCUUGUGGAAUAACGGCUACGCAGAGCUGCUAAAGUUUUUAUUUUUUUUAAUUUUUUUUCUGUCAUUGAAGGGUGCUUUUUUAUAAAUUGGCAUGUAUUAUCAUGUCGAUAUAGACAUAUCUGGGCUCGUCAAGGCUGAACUGUGUGUGUCAUGGCAAUGGGGGGUUAUCUGGUGAUAGUCAGAAAAGGAGAGGGGUGUUUGGAAUGGUUUCACCCAUACAUGUAGGAACACAGGUGCUGCUGUGCACUUGAGACCAAUUGCUCAUAUGUUUUGGUUCAACUGUUUGGUUCACUGCUGGUUUGACAUUUCCCUGAAUUAUGUAAAGUAGGCACUUUGAUUUGGGUAUAUUAACACAUUUCCCUCAUUGGGUAUCUUAUUGAUACCCCCCCCCCCAAAAAAAUGAUGUUUUGGUAUCUGUUUCAUUACUUCAUUGUUGACAUAGUCAACAUUUUGGGACUUUGUCAACAAUGGACUAAUGAAACAAAUAUCAAAAUAUAGUUUUUGUGUGGAGUUUUCCUUUAAGAGUUGCAACUUCAGGUGCUAACAAACUCACCAAAUCUGAAAGUGGUAUUUCUACUUGCAGAGAGAUUAGUAAUUUCAGAGGAAUGACAGCUACCACAAAUAUGAAAUGAUACUGUAAUUGAUCAUACUUGAUGUUUUAAGGUUGGUGCAAUACAAUUUCAACAUCCAUCUUGGUGCUUCUUAAGCUGGAUGUGUACAUUGAGUCCUAGAGAGUCUGAAUCAUGGAUGCUAAUGCUCAUGUUAUGUUUAUUUUUUGGUGUGUAGAACUUAUAUACUUUGCCUGCAUAUGUAUUUUACAUCAUAAACAGAUGACAUAUUGUGGAUGCCUAGUCAUGUACCUUAAAGAGUUGAAAGAAAGACGAACAAAAUUGCUAAAGAAGAAACUCUCAAAGUUAUUCUACUAUGGUUUUAUGGAGCCAGGUUACAGUGUGUUCUGUUGGACUUCAAGUGAGAAACCUCAACUGAGGAACAAGUUAGAACUUGUGUCAAGUGGCCACCAUUUCUUGACUUUUGUUUGACAGUACAGGACUUUUUGGAUGGUUUAUUAUCAAUUUGUGGCUAAACUGAGCCCGAGUGUUACAUUUGGCGUAGUCGGCAGGAUCAGGAUAUUCUAUUUAUCAGUAAAUCCCCCACGUUGCACUUGUAAACACAUGACAUUGAGUACGGUUACAUGCAUACAAUAAUAUGAUUAUUGUGGAUAGUCAGAUUAAUAUAAUAGUUUGA
Molecule: messenger RNA, 7481 nt
Organism: Salvelinus sp. IW2-2015
Lineage: Eukaryota; Metazoa; Chordata; Actinopteri; Salmoniformes; Salmonidae
Source: RefSeq, a predicted model, not a curated record